AUGACCCUGCAUAGCCGACGACGACCCAGCCUGGUCCCCAUGCUAACAGCACACCAUCGCCAACAUUGCCUGAAAUGGCCCCAAUAUCAUUGUGAUUUGGCCGUGGAUGGUCAGAGGAAAGUGGGCUCAUCUAACGACAAAAAAAUCCUGAUCACUUCAGGCAAGAAACUACGCCCUAUCAAUGGUCUGAAUGGUGGUCUGGUUACUGGUGUAAAUGGUGUUAACCCUGUUCUGGUGGGUGGUCUGAAUCCACCCGUGCUUGCUGGUGGUCCUGCAGUUAUAGGACAGCCACCAUUAACACAGAUCUUGCCGCCAGCUGCGCUCCCCCCAUAUGUGUUUCAGCCAUCACCUGUGGGUGGCCCGCUCAACGGUGGACCUCAGUUUGUUUACCCUUACUUUCCUUCUAAUGGGGGGUUUCCGUACUACAUUGGAGGACCCCAAAAUCAACCAGCCAUAAUUCCUCCUCAGCAGCAAGCUGGACAGAGUCCUUCUGGAAAUACUCAGGCUGCACCACAAGGGCCACUGACUAUAAGAUUUAAGCGUUCAUUCUUCAGACGAUUCACUACAAGAGCUCCUGUCUCAGUCACCCAGAUGGCAGCUCAGGUGAACCCUACUGUGCCUGGAACAACUGUUGGGCACUUUCAAGACAUCGCUUUUCAGCAGAAAAACUGCUAAAAUAACAACAACAAUUAACCUAUUAAAAAAGUCUUCUUUAUAUAAGUGAACUUAAUGCAUUUAAGUCAUUGUUAUUGUAUAAUGCUUUUUUCUAAACAUUUCUAACACAUCUAAUGAAUGUUUAUAUAGAAUAAUUGAAUAGUCUAUAUAAAACAAAUGUCAUUUUUUUGUCCACACCUAACUGAAUAUUUUUUUGAAAGUUAUGUGCCAUGUUUAUAUAUGUAACUCAUAAGGUGCUAUUAAACAUUUUAAAUGACAAACUCAAAACAGUCUGUGAAGUAUCAAUU
This is a messenger RNA of Misgurnus anguillicaudatus (oriental weatherfish), 962 nucleotides long. Lineage: Eukaryota; Metazoa; Chordata; Actinopteri; Cypriniformes; Cobitidae. The record is from RefSeq and is a predicted model, not a curated record.